UCACAGAUAUUAACAAAAACAAAUAAAAAUAAAAAUUAAACAAAGCGGCCAAACAGGCAGCUAAACCGGCAAUCGGGGAAUCGGAAAAAGGAGCUCCGCUCGUUGGACAAGGUCAAGUCGGUGUCGUCGGCAGCUGGAGCGGAUAAGCCGCCUCAUUCCGGGGGCUUUGGCUUCGGUCUCGAACUCGAACUCGGAUUCGGAUUCGGAUUCAGUUUCGCCUUCUGAUAACCGACGCCCCCGGUUGCGUAUAAAACAUUGCCGGUGCGGCCCAAACAUCAGCACUUGCGGACCAGCAUCCCAGUUGAUAACACCUCGCUCGAUCCCAGAGUUUCCACCAGAGAUUACCCAAAACGAAAUCCAGUAUCGAGCAGUAUGUCGCAGUUUAGCACCGUUGCCGCAUUCCUACUCCUCGGCCUGGUCGUCAUCCUUGGCGGCCACGUUGGCCAGGCGGCCGUUGCCAAGGUCAAACUGAACAAUUCAUCGCAUCCCGGCAAGUGUGUGCUGGACACGAACACGAUCCUGUCGCCCGGGGAGACGGGUCUGGCGCCGGAUCUGCCAUGCGUGCGGGCCGAAUGCCAUGCGGAUGGCUUGGUGACCUUCAAAACCUGCGAUGCAGUCGCUCCGCCACCGGGCUGCAAGCAGCGCGACUUUGUGAACAUCAAUCGCGAAUUUCCCGCUUGCUGCGAGCGGAAAUACAAUUGCGACAAGCACAUCUAACAUCUUAAGCCAUUAUUAAUUGCCAUAAUCCUUAAGUUGCUCAACUAACUAGGAGGCAAUGGGCAAUGGAUUUGUUUUCAGCUUAUUAUUUCGUUCUUUUUUUUUUUUUUUGUUUGUUUUUAUUUAUUGUGUAUACUACAACAUAACAAUUAAAAUGUAAACGCUUAGCAAUACAAUUAAAUAAUUUAAUAGAAUC
Molecule: messenger RNA, 913 nt
Organism: Drosophila melanogaster (fruit fly)
Lineage: Eukaryota; Metazoa; Arthropoda; Insecta; Diptera; Drosophilidae
Exons: 2
Coding region: 373-717 (114 amino acids)
Cellular component (GO): extracellular region
Source: RefSeq, marked reviewed